This is a messenger RNA of Echinococcus granulosus, 1692 nucleotides long. Its product is annotated as Scavenger receptor class B member. Gene Ontology annotation, cellular component: membrane; cytoplasm. The record is from RefSeq and is a predicted model, not a curated record. Lineage: Eukaryota; Metazoa; Platyhelminthes; Cestoda; Cyclophyllidea; Taeniidae. Gene Ontology annotation, molecular function: scavenger receptor activity. Bases 1 to 1692 code for a protein of 563 amino acids. The transcript has 12 exons.
AUGGCGUGCGUCAACUGUUCCAAAAAGGCGGCCAUCGUAGUCGGUGCUGUGACCGCGAUCACGCUUCUGAUCACAGUGCUCCUACUCACCCUCUUUGGCACUUUCGAUCGACUCGUUGACCACAUGGUCCACGCGAACAUCAUCAUAACACCAACAUCCUCCGUCUAUUCGAAUUGGGUUUCACCUGAUACACCCAUCUACUUCUCCAUCUACCUCUUCAAUGUCACCAACUACAAAGAUGUCGUCAAAGGAGCGAAACCGAGGCUCAAAGAAAUCGGACCAUAUGUCUACAUGGAAAAACGGGAGAAGACGAACAUCACUUGGCCAAAAGGCGACCAUUCUCAGGUCUCCUUCUACCAACGUCUCACUUUUACACUAAAUCGGAACCUCUCAGCCGGUGAUCCUGACAAUGACAUUGUUGUUGGGAUCAGUAUCCCCCUUGUGACCUUGUCAGCUAAUGCGGAAGCCGGUAACGGACCGAGUUCAACCGAGUACGCUUUCUUGACAAUCUUAAUGGACUUAAAAGUCUUUAUCAACACUACUGUAACCGAGUUCCUCUGGGGCUAUGAGGACCCCGUUACCGAGGCCUGCAAUGCCCUUGACUCCAGGAGGUGCCCAUCCAAUAAAGUUGGUCUCAUGUUUGGUAAAAAUGGCACUGACGAUGGGCCCUUUGUGAUUGAUACUGGGGCCAGUGAUAUCACCCAACUUGGUAAUAUUCUCUCUUAUAAGGGUAAAAGUGUCCUUGAUGUAUGGUCUUCCGACGAGGCCAAUCAAAUCAAAGGAACUGAUGGAUCGCACUUAGCGCCGGAUGUGAGCAUGAAUUCGAGGCGAUUCAUUUUCGCUGCCGAUCUUUGCCGAUCCUUUGAAUUGAAAGUGGAUGGACCAGGAAAAUUGACCAACUCGGAUAAAUUGAAGGUCCUUUCUAUGGGUGGUACACCGGAGACCGCAGAACCGGCCUCUGUAAAUCCGGCCAAUAAGGGCUACUGUCCACCAAAGACAGCGGGUCCCCCCUGUCCACCAGCCGGCAUCUUUGACCUUUCCUCAUGUCGUCGACAGAACGAGUUGCGACCACCGAUCUACAGCUCGCAACCAUAUUUCUUUGGUGCUGAUCCAACAGUCCGAGAAGGGGUGGAAGGUCUGCCCACGCCUACAGCUGACAAUGCCUCCACGAAGAUCUUUGUGGAACCGAAACUCGGAUUGGUGCUUGAGGCCUACAAACGUCUUCAAAUCUCCGUUUAUGUGCGUCCCUCGAGAAUGAUGUCUGACGAAUUCAAAAACUGGACAAGGCCGACAUUCCUUCCGGUGGUUUGGUUCGAGGAGAAAGCCGUGGCGGAAGCUGAUGCCUUGGAAACGCUCUACAAUAGUGUCUACGUGCAACCAAAUUAUGGACGCCGCAUUGUUCUUAUUGCUAUGAGCGUAUUCGUGGGCCUUCUAUUUAUCCUACUUGUCACGCUCACCAUCCUCCUUUUCAAAAUCUGUCGACAUAAUCGACGAACUGGUGACGCCAUCAAGUCGGGUGCUGUCAGCUCUCCCGCCGUCGGCCUAUUCGACGCCAAAUACACGAAGGGUGGAGAAGGCGAGUGUAGAGAGAGCGAUCGACACACAGCAGAACAGAUGUCCGCAAUAAUGACAUUCCGCGACAGCUUGACUAUUGACGUCUUGCCCACUCUCUUGUCUAAAGUGUUCUUUUAG